AUAAGUUAAAUCUUCCCCCCGUUGCCCCACACAUUUUGAUAAUAAACAUUCGCGUCUUCGUCUCGUUCUUGUCCUUGUCAAUUGUCAAGCUCUCAUAGGAUUUCGAGGUGAUUGGUCUUGUUUGAUCCUCUUGUUGUUUCAAAUUUCCUCGCACUCUGCUUUCACGGAAAAAAUAACAAUCUCAAGUAAGUUUGUGGAAGAGGGUCCGAAAUACUGUGCUUGAGGGGAGCACAGGGUCGAGAGUGAUGCUUGGAAAUGAGUUGAGAAAAGCACGCAGUUGAAGCUGCUGCUCAGAAAGAACCUGGGAAAAGCACACGAUCAAUACUGAAGGAAAGCACACGGUUGAUACUAACGCAUAAAUAGGAUUUCACGCAUCACAAUGGCGAAGCCUGACGACAAGCACCCUUCCGCCACGCCUGACUUCGAAAUGGCCUUUUCCAGUGACGAAAAGCACCCUAUGUACGUCUGGACCGGGGCUGAUGAAAAGGCUCUUCUCGCUACUGAGGCCGAGCUCCUCAACCUUUCCUCGAACACUCCUCUUCCUUCUGAAGCCCCCAACAAGUCCAAGCUUGAAACCGACAAAGCUUUAUCCUCUGAGGCGAACGAACCUCCUGGAAUAGCGGCCCUCGCAUUGUCUAUUCUGGAGAUCUACCUGGCGAUUAUGGUUACCAUCAUUAUGCACCUUGCGGGUCUCAUGUUCCUUGCGGCUCUUCAUUUCUGCAGGUUCGGGACUUGGGAGAAGGGCCCAGACGGCAAGAUGACCAUCGACGCUUCUUCCAAGGCUAAAUUGUUGGCUCUGAAUGUUAUCUCCGGAAGCUUUAUAGUCUCUCUGAUGAUUUUGAGCACUGGAAUGUUCAUUCUUAUUAAAUAUGUCGAAUCCUCCAAACGCGUAGAUUUUGCCAUGGACUACGUCGGUGGAGUUUUCGCUGCGGUGGCUAUUUACAAUCUGGCUGUCUCCGCGGCACAGUACGUCAUAUAUGGCGCUUACGAAUGCAAGCUGCAAAUUGUUAAUGAUGGCCUCUGUGUCUUCAUUGCAAUCAUGGGCUGCAUCCGCCUCCAUAAGCGUUUCUUUCGGGACCCCAAGCCGACUGGGUCGGCCACUGAUGGUGCCGCCGAAACCGCCGUCUAGCAGUCAUCGC
Xylona heveae TC161 is the source of this 1139-nucleotide messenger RNA. RefSeq lists its product as hypothetical. The coding region runs from base 380 to 1129 and encodes 249 amino acids. The transcript has 3 exons. NCBI's taxonomy places the organism in Eukaryota, Fungi, Ascomycota, Xylonomycetes, Xylonales, Xylonaceae. The record is from RefSeq and is a predicted model, not a curated record.